CCCACUAACCCGCCAAGUUGUUUGCUUGCAUAUUCAGUUCUGCAUCAGACAUACAAGAAAAACCGUCAGCCAUGUCUGGAAGAGGAAAGGGUGGCAAGGGGCUUGGAAAGGGAGGUGCCAAGCGACACCGUAAGGUUCUGAGGGAUAACAUUCAGGGAAUAACCAAGCCCGCGAUUCGCCGUCUCGCUAGACGUGGUGGCGUUAAACGUAUCAGUGGUCUCAUCUACGAAGAAACUCGUGGUGUUCUCAAGAUCUUUCUCGAGAACGUGAUCCGAGACGCUGUCACCUACACCGAGCAUGCUCGCCGCAAGACUGUCACUGCCAUGGAUGUUGUCUACGCUCUCAAGAGGCAGGGCAGGACUCUCUACGGUUUCGGUGGUUAGAGAAUUGGGGAUUUCUACAAUGUUUUGGAAAUUAGGGUUUCUUAUAAUGUUAAUUUCCCUGUUGAUAUUGCUCAGUGUUUCAAGAACUGUUCUUGUUUGGCUUUGAGUUGUAGCCCUGACAAUUAUUAAUGUGAAUCAGAAUGUAUUGGACUUUUUCAAGGGAAAUUCAUUGUGCAUUUUAAUUUCUUGUUA
This is a messenger RNA of Vigna angularis (adzuki bean), 575 nucleotides long. RefSeq names its product histone H4. The coding region runs from base 72 to 383 and encodes 103 amino acids. Gene Ontology annotation, molecular function: DNA binding; structural constituent of chromatin; protein heterodimerization activity. The record is from RefSeq and is a predicted model, not a curated record. NCBI's taxonomy places the organism in Eukaryota, Viridiplantae, Streptophyta, Magnoliopsida, Fabales, Fabaceae. Gene Ontology annotation, cellular component: nucleosome. The transcript has a single exon. Gene Ontology annotation, biological process: nucleosome assembly.